Messenger RNA from Hypanus sabinus (Atlantic stingray), 2234 nucleotides. It is a transcript of the gene riok2, whose product is annotated as RIO kinase 2 (yeast). NCBI's taxonomy places the organism in Eukaryota, Metazoa, Chordata, Chondrichthyes, Myliobatiformes, Dasyatidae. The transcript is spliced from 10 exons. Gene Ontology annotation, molecular function: protein serine/threonine kinase activity; ATP binding. The record is from RefSeq and is a predicted model, not a curated record. Gene Ontology annotation, biological process: protein phosphorylation; maturation of SSU-rRNA. The coding region runs from base 91 to 1701 and encodes 536 amino acids. Gene Ontology annotation, cellular component: preribosome, small subunit precursor; cytosol; nucleus.
GCGAAGCGCGUGCGCAGUGGGGAGGUAGACGCGUGUGCGAUUCGGCGAGGUUGCAAGCUAGCCAGCGCUUGGUGGCGAGCGGCUGUCGCCAUGGGCAAGCUUAAUGUGGUGAUUCUGAGGUACCUCAGCAGGGAUGAUUUCAGAGUGCUUGUCGGGGUUGAAAUGGGAAUGAAAAAUCAUGAAAUUGUUCCACCCAGUCUUAUUGCUUCAAUAUCAAAUCUUAAACAUGGUGGAUGCAACAAGGUCCUUCGUGAAUUGGUAAAGCACAAACUAUUAGCUUAUGAGCGAACGAAAACUGUACAAGGUUAUCGGUUGACAAACACUGGAUAUGAUUAUCUUGCCCUGAAAACGCUUUCUUCUAGAAAUGUCCUGAAUUCUGUUGGAAAUCAAUUGGGUGUCGGCAAAGAAUCUGACAUUUAUAUAGUUGCAAAUGAAGAGGAGCAGCAGCUUGCUUUAAAGCUACAUAGAUUGGGUCGCACAUCAUUUCGGAAUUUGAAGAAUAAACGUGACUACCACAAACAUAGACAAAAAAUGUCCUGGCUUUAUCUGUCCCGCCUUGCAGCAAUGAAAGAAUAUGCAUAUAUGAAGGCUUUAUAUGAUCGAGGAUUCCCUGUUCCCAAGCCAGUGGAUUUCAAUAGACAUGCAGUAGUCAUGGAGCUCAUAAAUGGUUAUCCCAUGUGCCAAGUUCAUCAACUUGAUAAUCCAGCAGCAACAUAUAAUGAGUUAAUGGACCUUAUUGUGAAGCUUGCAAAUCAUGGUUUAAUACAUGGAGAUUUCAAUGAAUUCAAUUUGAUGUUAGAUGAUGACGAUCAUGUCACAAUGAUUGAUUUUCCACAGAUGGUAUCUACGUCUCAUAUAAAUGCUGAAUGGUAUUUUAACAGAGAUGUAAAAUGUAUCCGUGAUUUUUUUAUUAAGCGCUUCAACUAUGAAAGUGAACUUUAUCCAACAUUUAAGGAUAUCAGGAAGGAAGCUUCACUUGAUGUGGAGAUAGAAGUUAGUGGUUUCACCAAAGAGCUCCAGGAAGAUGCAGCACUGCUGGAUGCUUUCGACCCUGAAGAAGAAGGUGCUGAGAAUGAGCUUUCAGAAGAUGAUUUGGAUGAAGAAAUCAAAAAUUCUAUCAAAACAAUUGAAAGCGAGGAUUUGCAUGCCAACAGUAAUUCUGAAAAUUCUCCUAAUAGUGAGCAGACUUACAGGGAAGAUACCAGUGGUAAUGAUAUUGAAAAUAUUAAUUUGGUGACACUGAAAAUAGAUGAUGAAGAAGUUGAAAGACAGUGCACUGAAAUGGCUGGUGCUGUUGAACUUUCUGGAGAUGUUAACAAACAUUAUCAUGAACACAUGUCUGAAAUGGUGCAUCAGAUAGACCGGAGUGACGCUGUUCCAACUGAUGAAGAAGAAUGCCCAGACUUAAUUGAUCUGUCUGCUCACAACAAGGAGUUUAAACCUUUCAGGGAUGAAUCGAUGGACUCCUGUGGACACAGACAGAGAACCACCAGUGUGAGUUCUGCAGGCAGCUUGUUGAGUACUUCAACAAUCCCACCAGAUGUGAUCAAACGAAAGGUUAAACAACAGCUCACCAAGCAGCAAAAGGCUGCAACAAGAAGACGUUUACAAAAAGGAGAAGCCAACAUCUACACGAAGCAGCGGCGAGAAAACAUGCAGACGAUUAAAUGGAGUGUUGAUGCACAAGAUUUCUGGGGUUAGAAGUGCUUUUAGAAAUGUCAUAAUUCUAUUUGGCUACAUAAGUACAAUGAAGAUUAAUUUGCACUGAUACUCUAUUUACAUUUCUACACUUAAUAUUAUACAGUACAGUGUGUUAUAAAGUUAUUCAUUCAGUUUGGGACUUAAAGAUCACAUGAAUUUGCUGGAGGAACAGGUCAGACAGAAUUUGAAUCUGCAUACAAAUCUGUACUACAAAACCCAUGGAAAUAUCAAACUGGGGAGUCCUGGAAAAGUUCUUUUAAAAAUAAUACUUAAAAUAAUGUGUGGUAUGAUCUUUGAAUUUUGUUUUGAAUCUUACUUUCCUUAAGUCAUUUGUUUUAUAUGUGAAUUCUCAAUGGAAUGUCUAUUUGAUGAAAAUUGUAUCUCAAUAUUUUGAUAUACUGAAUCAAGAAAAUUGAAAUAAAUAUUUAAUUAGCUCACUGCUGUUUAAAUUUGGCUAAUAGAGAUUACUGUUAAUAUGUGUAUAAUAUUUGUAGCACUUUAUAGUUUCAGUAAUAAAAUUGGGGAAUACCAAG